AUGUCUCUGUCCUCCAUCUUCAUCAAUGGUGAGGAGGUAUAUCUGGUACACGAAAUCCUGAAUUCCACACACUGGGAAGGAAACCUACACUACCUAGUCGAUUGGGAGGGUUUUGGCCACAAGGGAAGAUCAUGGAUCAACAAGAAGGACAUUCUAGCAUCAAGUGCUGCUUGCAGAGGGAGAAACAUCAACAUCAACUACAGAAACAUCUACAUUAACUACAGAAACUUCCACAACAGAAUCAACAACAACCCCUGCUUCAACAUCUACAUCAACUACAGAAACUUCCACAACCGAAUUAACAACAAGCCCUGCUUCAACAUCUACAUCAACUACAGGAACUUCUACCAUCGAAUCAACAACAAACUCUGCUUCAAUAACCGAAUCAACAACCCUUGCAGAAACAUCUACAUUAACUACAGAAACAUCUACAACCGAAUCAACAACAAGCCCUGCUUCAACAUCAUCUACAUCGACUACAGAAACCUCUACAACCGAAUUAACAUCAACCCCUGCAGAAACAUCGACAUCACCUACAGAAACAUCUACAUCAACUACAGAAACAUCUACAACAGAAUUAACAUCAACCCCUGCAGAAACAUCUACAUCAACUACAGAAACAUCUACAUCGACUACAGAAACUUCCACAACAGAAUCAACAACAACCCCUACUUCAACAUCUACAUCAACUACAGAAACUUCCACAACCGAUUCAACAACCAUACCUGCUUUAACAUCUACAUCAACUACAGAAACAUCCACAACCGAAUUAACAACAAUACAGAAACAUCUACAACUGAAUCAACAACCAUACCUGUUUUAACAUCUACAUCAACUACAGAAUCAUCUACAACUGAAUCAACAACCAUCCCUGUUUUAACAUUUACAUCAACUACAGAAUUAUCUACAACUGAAUCAACAACCCUUGCAGAAACAUCUACAUUAACUACAGAAACAUCUACAACGGAAUCAACAACACCCCCUGCUUCAACAUCAUCUACAUCAACUACAGAAACAUCCACAACCGAAUUAACAACAAGCCCUGCUUCAACAUCAUCUACAUUGACUACAGAAACCUCUACAACCGAAUUAACAUCAACCCCUGCAGAAACAUCGACAUCACCUACAGAAACAUCUACAUCAACUACAGAAACAUCUACAACAGAAUUAACAUCAACCCCUGGAGAAACAUCUACAUCAACUACAGAAACAUCUACAUCGACUACAGAAACUUCCACAACAGAAUCAACAACAACCCCUGCUUUAACAUCGACGUCAACUACCGAAACAUCUACAACCGAAUCAACAACAACCCCUGCUUUAACGUCUACAUCAACUACUGAAACAUCUACAACCGAAUCAACAACAACCCCUGCUUCAUUUUCUACAUUAACUACAGAAACAUCUACAUUAACUACAGAAGCAUCUACAAUUGAAUCAACAACCAUCCCUGCUUUAACAUCUACAUCAAUUACAGAAACAUCUACAACCGAAUCAACAACCAUCCCCGUUUUAACAUCUACAUCAUUUACAGAAACAUCUACAUCAACUACAGAAACAUAUACAACUGAAUCAACAACCAUCUCUGUUUUAACAUCUACAUCAACUACAGAAAUAUCUACGUCAACUACAGAAACAUCUACAACGGAAUCAACAACAACCCCUGCUUUAACGUCUACAUCAACUACAGAAACAUCCACAACCGAAUUAGCAACAAGCCCUGCUUCAACAUCUACAUCGACUACAGAAACAUCUACAUCAACUACAGAAACAUCCACAACUGAGUCUACAACAACCCCUGCUUCAACAUCCACAUCAACUACAGGAACUUCUACCACCGAAUCAACAACAACCUCUGCUUCAAUUUCUACAUCCACUACAGAAACAUCUACAACGGAAUCAACAACAACCCCUGCUUUAACGUCUACAUCAACUACAGAAACAUCCACAACCGAAUUAACAACAAAAACCUCUACAACCGAAUCAACAACAACCCCUGCUUCAUUGUCAUCAACUACAGAAACAUCUACAUUAACUACAGAAACAUCUACAGCUGAAUCAACAACCAUCCCUGCUUUAACAUCUACAUCAACUACAGAAACAUCCACAACCGAAUCAACAACAACCCCUGCUUCAACAUCUACAUCGACUACAGAAACCUCUACAACCGAAUCGACAACAACCCCUGCUUCAUUGUCUACAUCAACUACAAAAACAUCGACAUUAUCUACAGAAACAUCUACAAUUGAAUCAACAACCAUCCCUGCUUUAACAUCUACAUCAACUACAGAAACAUACACAACCGAAUCAACAACAACCCCUGCUUCAACAUCUACAUCGACUACAGAAACCUCUACAACCGAAUCAACAACAAGCCCUGCUUCAUUGUCUACAUCAAUUACAGAAACAUCUACAUUAACUACAGAAACAUCUACAAUUGAAUCAACAACCAUCCCUGCUUUAACCUCUACAUCAAGUACAGAAACCUCUACAACCGAAUUAACAUCAACCCCUGCAGAAACAUCGACAUCACCUACAGAAACAUCUACAUCAACUACAAAAACAUCUACAACAGAAUUACCAUCAACCCCUGCUGAAACAUCUACAUCAACUACAGAAACAUCUACAUCAACUACAGAAACUUCCACAACAGAAUCAACAACAACCCCUGCUUUAACAUCUACAUCAACUACCGAAACAUCCACAACCGAAUUAACAACAAGUCCUGCUUCAACAUCUACAUCGACUACAGAAACAUCUACAUCAACUACAGAAACAUCCACAACCGAAUCAACAACAACCCCUGCUUCAACAUCUACAUCGACUACAGAAAUCUCUACAACCGAAUCAACAACAACCCCUGCUUCAUUGUCUACAUCAACUACAGAAACAUCUACAUUAACUACAGAAACAUCUACAACUGAAUCAACAACCAUACCUGUUUUAAUAUCUACAUCAACUACAGAAUCAUCUACAACUGAAUCAACAACCAUCCCUGUUUUAACAUCUACAUCAACAACAGAAACAUCUACGUCAACUACAGAAACAUCUAGAAUCGAAUCAACAGCCCAUGCAGAAACAUCUACAUUAACUACAGAAACAUCUACAAUGGAAUCAACAACACCCCCUGCUUCAACAUCAUCUACAUCAACUACAGAAACAUCCACAACCGAAUCAACAACAAGCCCUGCUUCAACAUCAUCUAUACCGACUACAGAAACCUCUACAACCGAAUUAACAUCAACCCCUGCAGAAACAUCAACAUCACCUACAGAAACAUCAACAUCAACUACAGAAACAUCUACAACAGAAUUAACAUCAACCCCUGCAGAAACAUCUACAUCAACUACAGAAACAUCUACAUCAACUACAGAAACUUCCACAACCGACUCAACAACCAUCCCUGCUUUAACAUCUACAUCAACUACAGAAACAUCCACAACUGAAUUAACAACAAGCCCUGCUUUAACAUCUACAUCGACUACAGAAACAUCUACAUCAACUACAGAAACAUCCACAACUGAGUCUACAACAACCCCUGCUUCAACAUCUACAUCAACUACAGGAACUUCUACCACCGAAUCAACAACAACCUCUGCUUCAAUGUCUACAUCCACUACAGAAACAUCUACAGCUGAAUCAACAACCAUCCCUGCUUUAACAUCUACAUCAACUACAGAAACAUCAACAACUGAAUCAACAACCAUCCCUGUUUUAACAUCUACAUCAACUACAGAAACAUCUACAUCAACUACAGAAACAUCUACAACUGAAUCAACAACCAUCCCUGCUUCAACAUCUACAUUAAUUACAGAAACAUCUACCACUGAAUCUACAACAGCCCCCGCUUCAACAUCUACAUCAACUACAGAAACAUCAACAACUGAAUCAACAACCAUCCCUGUUUUAACAUCUACAUCAACUACAGAAACAUCUACAUCAACUACAGAAACAUCUACAACUGAAUCAACAACCAUCCCUGCUUCAACAUCUACAUUAAUUACAGAAACAUCUACCACUGAAUCUACAACAGCCCCCGCUUCAACAUCUACAUCAACUACAGAAACUUCUACAACCGAAUCAACAACCAUCCCUGCUUUAACAUCUACAUCAACUACAGAAGCAUCCACAACCGAAUCAACAACAACCCCUGCUUCAACAUCUACAUCGACUACAGAAACCUCUACAACUGAAUCAACAACAACCCCUGCUUCAUUGUCUACAUCAACUACAGAAACAUCUACAUUAACUACAGAAACAUCUACAAUUGAAUCAACAACCAUCCCUGCUUUAACAUCUACAUCAACUACAGAAACAUCUACGUCAACUACAGAAACAUCUUCAACCAAAUUAACAACAACCCCUGCACAAACAUCUACAUCAACUACAGAAACAUCUACAACUGUAUCAACAACCAUCCCUGUUUUAACAUCUACAUCAACUACAGAAACAUCUACAAUGGAAUCAACAACAACCCCUGCUUUAACGUCUACAUCAACUACAGAAACAGCCACAACCGAAUCAACAACAAGCCCUGCUUCAACAUCUACAUCAACUACAGAAACUUCUACAACUGAAUCAACAACCAUCCCUGCUUUAACGUCUACAUCAACUGCAUCAAUCGAAAUAACAACAACCUCUGCAGAAACAUCUACAUUAACUACAGAAACAUCUACAACUGAAUCAACAACCAUCCCUGUUUUAAUACCGACAUCAGUUACAGAAACAUCUACAACAACAACAACCCCUGCUUUAACAUCUACAACUGAAUCAACAACAACCCCUGCUUCAACAUCUACAUAUACUACAGAAACAUCUACAACCGAAUCAACAACAAUCCCUCCGCCAACAUCUACAUCCACUGCAGAAACAUCUACAACUGAAUCAACAACAACCCCUGCUUCGACAUCAACGUCAACUACAGAAUCAUCUACAACCAAAAUAACAACAAUCCCCACUUCAACAUCUACAUCUUCUACAGAAGCAUCUACAACUGAAUCAACAACAACCCCUGCUUCAUCAUCUACAUCAACUACAGAAUCAUCUACAAUUGAAUCAACAAUAAUGCCUGCUUUUACAUCUACAUCAAAUAUAGAAACAUUUACAUUGACUACAGAAAGAUCUACAACCAAAUCAACAACAACUGAUUUAACAUUAACAUCAACUGCAGAAACAUCCACAACGGAAUCAGCAACAAUCCCUGCUUCAACAUCUUCAUCUACUACAGAAAUAUCUACUUUAACUACAGAAACAUCUACAACCGAAUCAACAACAGCCCCUGCUUCAACAUCUACAACUCAAAUAAAUGUACCAACAUCUACAGUUCAGACAACAGUUGUACCAACAACACAAUCAACGUCUACACCUCACACAACUCUACCAUCAACUACAUCAUCUACAACUCAACCAACAACUGUAGAGAUAUUUUCAUCAACAUCUACAGUUCAGACAACAAUUGUACCAACAUUAGCAUCUACAGCUCAAAUAAUUAUACCAACAACUACAGUUCAGACAACAACUGAACCUACAUCAACUUCUACAACUCAACCAACAACUGUGCCGACGUCCCUAUUAACAUCUACAACUCAAUCAACAACUGUACCCACAUCUACAAUUCAGACAACAACUGUAACAACAACAUCAUCAACAUCUACAGCUCAAGCAACAACUUCACCAACAACUACAGUUCAGACAACAACAACUGAACCAACAACAUCAACAUCUGCAACUCAAACAAGAACUGAACCGGCAUUGCUAUUAACAUCUACAACUCAGUCAACAACUGUACCAACAUAUACAUCAACAUCUACAAAUCAAACAACAACUGUACCAACAUCUACAGUUCAGACAACAUCUGUACCAACAACAUCAUCUACAUCUACAGCUCAAACAACAACUUCACCUACAACUACAGUUCAGAUGACAACAACAACUGAACCAACAUUAUUAACAUCUACAACUCAACCAACAACUGAAACAGCAUCCCUAUUAGCAUCUACAACUCAAUCAACAACUGUGCCAACAUAUACAUCAACAUCUACAACUGAAUCAACUGUUGUACCAACAUACCCAUUACCAUCUACAACUCAAACAACAUCUACAACUCAAACAACAACUGUACCAUCCUCUACAGUUCAGGCAACAACAAUACCAACAACAUCAUCAACCUCUACAGCUCAAACAACAUCUGUACCAACAUCUACAGUUCAGAUAACUGUACCAACAACGUCAUCAACAUCUAUAACUCAAACAACAACUGAACCAACAUCUCCAAUUCAAUCAACAGUGUUCAAACCACAACAACAACAACUUUCAAUCAACAACUGUACCAACAUCAACAUCUACAACUCAAACACAUGUACCAACAUCGGCAGUUCAAACAACAACUGUACAAACACCAUCAACUUCUACAACUCAACCAACAACUGUACCAACAUCCCUAUUAACAUCUACAGUUCAGACAACAACUGUACCAACACCCUCAUCAAUAUCUACAACUCAAGCAACAAUUGUACUAACAUCCUCAUCAACAUCUACAACUCAAACAACAACUGUACCAACAUCCCCAUUAACAACUACAGCUCAAACAACAACUGUACCAACAUCCUCAUCAACAUCUACAACUCAAACAACAUCUACAACUCAAACAACAAUCUUACCAACAUCCUCAUCAACAUCUACAACUCAAACAACUUAACAUCCUCAUCAACAUCUACAACUCAAACAACAACCUUACCAACAUCCCCAGCAACAUCUACAACUCAAACAACAACUGUACCAACAUCCUCAUCAACAUCUACAACUCAAACACCAACUGUAUCAACAUCUACAACUCAAACAACAACUGUACCAACAUCCUCAUCAGCAUCUACAACUCAAACAACAACCUUGCCAACAUCUCUAUCAACAUCUACAGCUCAAACAACAACUGUACCAACAUCCUCAUCAACAUCUACAACUCAAACACCAACUGUACCAACAUCCUCAUCAACAUCUACAACUCAAACACCAACUGUAUCAACAUCUACAACUCAAACAACAACUGUACCAACAUCCCCAUCAACAUCUACAGCUCAAACAACAUCUACAACUCAAACAACAAUUGUACCAACAUCCUCAUCAACAUCUACAACUCAAACAACAUCUACAACUCAAGCAACAACCUUACCAACAUCCCCAGCAACAUCUACAACUCAAACAACAACUGAACCAACAUCCUCAUCAACAUCUACAACUCAAACACCAACUGUAUCAACAUCUACAACUCAAACAACAAUUGUACCAACAUCCUCAUCAACAUCUACAACUCAAACAACAUCUACAACUCAAACAACAAUUGUACCAACAUCCUCAUCAAGAUCUACAGCUCAAACAACGUCUACAACUCGAACAACAACCUUACCAACACCCCCAGCAACAUCUACAACACAAACAACAACUGUACCAACAUCCUCAUCAUCAUCUACAACUCAAACAACAUCUACAACUCAAACAACAACUGUACCAACAACUACAAAUCAAACAACAACCUUACCAACAUCCCCAUCAACAUCUACAACUCAAACAACAACUGUACCAACAUCCUCAUCAACAACUCAAACAACAGCUGUACCAACAUCCUCAUCAACAUCUACAACUCAAACAACAACUGUACCAACAUCCUCAUCAACAUCUACACCUCAAACAACAACUCUACCAACAUCCUCAUCAACAACUCAAACAGCAACUUUUGUCAUGCACCUUCAAACAAACAUCAGUGGGACCUUCAGGAUUACUGUGAAGAAAUCCAAAAAAUUGCUGACCUGA
This is a messenger RNA of Danio aesculapii, 7806 nucleotides long. RefSeq names its product mucin-2-like. The transcript has 10 exons. The record is from RefSeq and is a predicted model, not a curated record. Bases 1 to 7806 code for a protein of 2601 amino acids. NCBI's taxonomy places the organism in Eukaryota, Metazoa, Chordata, Actinopteri, Cypriniformes, Danionidae.